GAGCUGCAUAUUUUAAGAGAUAUGCGAUGACGUUCAUCGAUCUCUUAAAAUUGCUGCCUGCUCAUAUGAAACCGUUCCGUCACCAUAGACGCUAACUGUUUGUGGUGCAUUCGACGACGACUGAACACAGCCCCGACUCAAAGCAUCGUACUGUGUGCACAGCCUCACGGGAGCAUUUUCGUCUCUAUAUAAUCAUAGAAAACUCCAAGAUAUCGGGAAAAUGGGCAGAUUCUGAUUCAGACUAUAAGCUAUGGACUCGAAGCACAAAGAUACAAAGGCGCACGCUCAGACGCAAGAGCAAGGGCAGAAUUACGACCGAGAGAACUCACUUGACCGCGAUGACGAGUUGCCCUCAUAUCAAGACUGCACUCCCGGACCCUCAAACAUUUAUCCACAAUCAACUGGAGCAAGCGCAACACCAACCAUUGGGCCCACAGUAUCACAGCCGUUCAAUUUUCCUUUGACCAAUGAAGCAUCACCGCCGGACUACAGUUCACCGUCAGCGAUCCAACGGCCGAUCGCCAUCCCUCAACAAUGGGCUGAUCUAUCCUCUCCGUUUCUGCCGGCGUACGCCCCAAUUUUGCUCAACUAUGGCAUCCCAGCGAGCAGCUGGUACUCCUUUCUGGACACCGUGUCAGCUUUCCUGACCGAUACGGUGGGCAAGAGAGCCGUGCGCCAUGCCGGCGACAUCGCCGCCUCCGUCGGUCGUGUGCCGAAACAGUUCGGCAAGGAGGUCGUCGCCAACUUUAAGGAUACGGUCAAGGAGAUUGGCUACCAAGCGAAGCGUGGCAAUCCCAUCGGUGUCGUUAGCGGUGUCAUUGGCGGCGCGGUGGGCUUGAGUCUUGGUACCGCUACCAAAGUCGUCGGUAGCGUGUUUUCGUUGCCAGGAGCCGCUGUCGCUGCAGGUGCCAAUCCCAAAACACCUCUUGAGCGGGUGCAGGCGUACGCUCAGGCUGCGAACAAGGACUGGUUUCACAAGCGAGGACUGCAUGCUCACAUACUAAACACCGCGCUCCUGGCAGAUCUUGUUCACGUGCCUACACAUCAUAUACUAGACGCGGUGAAUGCAACGUCAGACGAUCCCGAAAACGUGAUGAAAGCGUUGCGAGAUCUUAUUGAAGGCGUUGAGCUUCGGAAUGACCCGGUGUCAAAGUCAAAUGUGGAGGUGGAGUCUCAGCUGUCACCGUCUGGAUUUCCGGUCGAGAAGAAGUCAUCGGUUGAGCAAGAUGAGCAUCCAAUUGCUGGGCCGAGCACAGCAAGCCGCCCACACGCGAGCUUGGCGAAAGAAGAAAAAAGCGGCGUCAGAUUGAAAAUAUCGCCGACAACACUGUGGUUGGUAGUAGUCAGAGAAGAUCUUCACGAGCAGCUCGCGAAAAAGUGAUUCAUGUUAAGGCAUCAAUUCAGUGGAGGCAGAGCGAAUUCGUGUGAUAAAACAGUAGGAACUACCGGGAUUCUUGAUAUGUACAUUCGAUAUUUUGCAUACCAUUUUGACUCCUCCGUCAAGAUAAGCUGUGUGCAGCUUCGACUUCCGCGCGGGAAAGCUUAUGACAUCUCAACAUGGCUAGUGUAUACAGAUCCCUUUCG
Messenger RNA from Verruconis gallopava, 1584 nucleotides. RefSeq lists its product as uncharacterized. The transcript has a single exon. Lineage: Eukaryota; Fungi; Ascomycota; Dothideomycetes; Venturiales; Sympoventuriaceae. The coding region runs from base 251 to 1381 and encodes 376 amino acids. The record is from RefSeq and is a predicted model, not a curated record.